UUGCAGUGAUGUCCGGCUUGGCUGUGCUGUGUUUGCUGCUUCUGCAGACUGGCGCUCAUGGUUUUGGUAUUCUUCGUAACGGAGAGUCUCUGACCCACGAAGCCAUCACAGAGAGAGCCGUCCUAAACGUCACAGUGCAGGUGUGCCGCAGCCUGGCUCAGUCUGAGGGCAGGGAUUUCACUUUUCCUCGUCAGCCUUUCACUGCUUCAUCUGUUGCUGCUGCCUGCGGAGCAUCAAAAUCCUUAAAAAGUUUCAUCGAAACCAUCCAGCGGAUUCAGAGGAAGAACAUUCAAACGGACAUUAUAUAUGGCCUGAGCGCUCGUCGUCACUGUGACAAUGAGGAGCUGGACGAAGGGAAGAAGAUAGUCACAGACGGUUUAUCGGUCAUCAAGGCCUCCAAUAAGCAGCAGAACUUUGUUUCAGCCGUGGAAAAUCUUGGAAGGAUUUUACACACUUUACAGGAUUUCUACAGUCACAGCAACUGGAUGGAAAUAGGCCACAGAUCCCCAAAUAGCAAUUUGAUCAAAGCGAACGUCCGUGUUGGAAACGUAGCAGCUAAAACCAGAGCAACCUGUCAAAGCUGUAAUGGAGACGACUGCAGAAACAACAUUCGGAGCGACAUUCUGCGAAACAACAUCCUCACUUCAGGAUAUUUCAGUCUGGUUAAUCCUUUUUCUAAGCCCUCAGGAAAAUGCAGCCAUGGCGGUGGACUGGACAGUACAAGUUUAAUGGAACCGAAAGGUGGAAUCAGCAAAGAUACGCUGGACUCCAGUCAUGGACACCUCCACUCUCAAGCAGCCAACAUGGCGAUAGCAGCAACCAGUGAGCUGCUGGAGGACGUUCGCAGUGCAGCUGGGGACAAUGCUUUCCUUGAGAUGAUGGGGCUGUUCAAAGGGAAACCGUUGUGUUUUGUGGUCGACACAACAGGAAGCAUGGGGGAUGACAUCGCUGCAGUGAAAGAGGUCACAGCCUCCAUAAUAGACAGCAAGCUGGGAACACCGGAUGAGCCGUCGAUUUAUGUUCUGGUUCCCUUCAGUGAUCCAGAGUUUGGGCCACUGAUUCGGACAACAGAUCCAGAAAUCUUUAAGGGCUACAUCAACUCUCUGAAAGCAGCUGGAGGUGGAGAUACUCCAGAACUGAGUCUUUCUGGACUUCAGCUAGCUCUGACUGGCGCGCCUCCCAAUUCUGAGAUCUUUGUUUUUACCGAUGCUCCGGCCAAAGACAAACACCUGAGAAACCCGGUGAUCGCUCUCAUUGAGCAGACCAAAUCUGUGGUGAACUUCAUGAUAACUAAUGUUCUUGGGAUCCGUCAACAAACACCAGGAGAGGGCAACCAGCAACAAAGCUACCGCAUGGCCAGAGCAGACGGCCAGCUGUACAAAGACCUGGCUCAGACCUCAGGAGGUCAGGCUGUCAAAGUCUCCAAAAGUAAUCUGCUGGAGGCCAUCGACAUCCUGACUGAGUCCACCAGCUCCUCUCUGGUGACCCUCCUGCAAGCUUCCAGGAACCCUGGAAAAACUGAAAACUUUACCUUUUCAGUUGAUGAGUCAGUGAGAAAUUUGACGAUUUACGUCACUGGAAGUAACGUUGAGUUUACGCUCAUCGAUCCCUCAGGUGUGGUUCAAAACAAUGUGGCUACAUCAGGAUCUUCAGUCAUUUCCUCCCAGACGGUUGGAAACCUCCACACCGUGAAGUUGCUGACGCUAGCAGGAGUUUGGGAAAUAGGAAUAGUGUCAAAAAAUUCCUACAGUCUGAAAGUUGUAGGAGAGAGCUCCAUUGACUUCCUGUUUGACUUCAUUGUGGAGUCUGACGGUCCGUUUGGAGGAUUUGAUGUAAUUGACAAUCGACCCACAGCUGGAGGAAAUGCCAGUCUGCUGGUGACUCUGUUUGGAAGCGACUCUGCCCCGGUGACAGAGGUCACGCUGGUCGAAUCGUCGGGUUCUGGUCAGGUCAACGGCACCGUGGAGGCCCAGGGUGGAGGACAAUAUAUCGUCCGCUUCGACAGGAUCCCAUCGGUUGAGUUUGUUGUGCUUGUGAAGGGCCAGAACAACAACGGCGUCUCCAGAGCUUCUUCAGGGAUCUUCCAGAGACAGUCGACCACCAGCCUGAGAGCCUCCGGUCUCACUGUCGCUGUCGAUGAGUACGACAUCGUGUUGGAGCCAGGAACACUAAAAUCAGUUCUUUUCUCUGUGAUGACAACCGGCGAAGGAGGACGCUUCUUAAUUCAAGCCACCAAUGACCAAAACCUCCCGCUGUUUUACCCAACUAAUUUAGUCCUGAGUGCUGGAGGUAGUGCCAACGGGACGGUGAACGUCACAGCGCCUGCCGACACGCCGUCCGGCACCGUCAUCACUCUGACCGUCGAGGCCGUGGCUCCUGGAGGGACGGACACCAACUAUGUUGUGCUGCAUCUCACAGUCCUGCCAAAAGUGACUGAUUUCACUCCACCAGUGUGUAAACAAUUCAGCCCGCAGAAGAGAUGCUCUAAACACUGCGACCAGUUCAUGUGGGAGGUCUCCGUCCAGGUGAGCGACGGCGUUAACGGGACGGGUGUGGACAGCGUCAGUCUCAGAGAAGGCAGCGGCACGAUGAACAUCACCACAGCAGCGGAUAAUUCAACCUUAGUGACUUAUGCGGCUUCCUGCUGCUCUUCUAAAAUGCAGCUGGUGGCUGUGGAUCAAGUGGGAAACGUGGAAAUCUGUAGUUUCUCUGCUGCAUGUUGGUCCUCGAGAGUGGAUUACUCAGUUUUACUUUCCUUUGUCUUCACAUUCCUGAAAGUUUCCUUGUAGCUCCGGACGGUGAUCAUCAGAAGUGCCCAACUUAUGAACCAUGUUGGAAAAUCGAAUCCUAACUAAAUGUCAGCUUCUUUUUUAUUUUUUUGCCUUUUCACAGAAUUGGACAGAAAAUUCCAAUUUUUGAUUUCUAAACCAAUUUCUGUUAAACAAAACAACUAUGUCAUGUCUGAAGGUGGCACCCAUAUGAAAAUACACCAAGGCGUUCGUCUGAACUUAAAGUUGAGUGUUACAGUUUUUGUUUUAUUUUUCUGACGUACAAAACAAUUCAGCUGUACAUCCAAUUAGAAGACCUUCUAUAAAAAACACUGAAACCUGACCUUCCUGUACACUUUAAAAAGUCAGGGUUUCCCCCAGGAGAUUAUAAGUCUGGCGGGCCACCAGGCUUUACUUGUGCAACCACCAGACUUAGCAUUGAUUAUUUAUUUAAGUCUUUUUAAAAUAUAUGCAACUUUAUAGUUGGUGCUCAGGUCCAAUCUUUCACAUAAUUAUCAAGUGAUAUUUUCAAAUUUCCUGUCAACUUUAAACAAUAUUUUAAUCUUCCUACUCUUUUUCAAAACGAACAGUAAACAAAUUAUUUAUUUUUGGUUAAGUAUGUCCUACUGAUUGUUUUUAAAAACCUGUUUGAAAUAAAUUAAUCAAACUUAAACUUAAAAAUGUUAAGCUUAAGUUUUUUUGGAGGUUUUGAGUUGAUGAAUGUCAAUCAUUUAAUCCUAGAAAAAUGGUCAAAACUGUUUACAUGAAAAAGCAAAAAAGAAAAAAAAGGUAAUUAUCUCAUCUAUGCUAGAAAAUAUUUGAUCCCUGACUCAAACACAAUCACACUGUGUUCAUAUUGUGCAGAGUUUUGGUUUUCAUUUGUGUUUCUAUCAUUUCCUUGUUGCCUUUUCUCUGUUGUUUUGUUCUUACUUUCCUUCAUCCUGCCGCUUGGCUCCUUUCCACAGCUGAUCCCAGUCACCUGAUCUGCUCACCUGAUCUGCUCACCUGAUCUAAUGUUUUCAUCCACUCAUCCCUCCAUAUUUAAUUUGAUUAAGCUGUUUGUUGUUCUUUGCUGGUUUUUCCUCCUAUUAUGUCUGUUAAAUUGCUCGGCUCGCUGCCUGUGGUCCGUCACUUUUUGUUCCUACAACUUCGCCUGUGAAUUUUUCUUUUUUGUUUAUUAUUAAAUAUGUCCAGUGAAGCUCUGUCUGUCUGUCUGUCUGUCUGUCUGUCUGCCGACGGAAGCGGAAAACAAUCAGCCGGCUUCUUGUCAACUGGUCUUAAAUAUGGACCGGUUUGGUCCAUGUUCAACUUAUCCGAUCAUUUCUAGAUGAUCAGAUAAGAGUUUCAACAUACCAAGCAGGAGAAAUGUGAUCUUGUCUUUAACAUCAGAUAUGAUAACAACACUAAAUUUCCAUGAUCCUGUUUUCCAAUUCAGAAAAAAUCUGUAUUAUUUACAAUGAAAUAAUCAGUUAAUAUUUUUAUUAAAGCUGAAACAAACUAUACAAGUGGAUUUAGUUCUGGAGAAGUCGGAUGUGGAGGUGAACGGUUCAGUCGUUUCAAGUUUUUCUUGCCUCAUCACAAAUAGAUUCAUGUUUUUACAAGAUGAUAAAAUGUGAACUUUGCAGAGUUUAAAGAGUUUUAACUCCUGUCAGACUAAUGCAGAAUGUUUUUCUGUUACAUAUUGUGAAUAAAACACCAGGUGGACUGAACAUGUGCAUCAUAUUGCAAAUGCAUCUCAAAUGUCGCUGCAAUAAUCCUGCUUAUUCUCAUGCUACACUCCCAUUUUUUUGUUUUAAUUUAAUUAAUUCAAAUGAAAUGUUUUCAAUUUAAUGUUUUUCCUUAAACUUUCUUAAAACCACAUUUCUAAACCUCAGAUUUCCUUAUUUACAGCAGCAGCAGUGGGGUGUUAUUCUUGUAGUUAUUGGUUAAGCUUCCAGAAACUUAUUUAUCCAAUAUUUUAAUUAUGUAGCAAAGUGAACUUUGGCCUCUUAAGAAACCAAAAGUGAACAUGCAUGAAUCUUGCUCAGUGGCUUUUGCAUCCUGUUUCUAAAGGGACCUGCCAGGCAUGAAAAUAUGAAAAGAUUGCAGAU
This is a messenger RNA of Poeciliopsis prolifica (blackstripe livebearer), 4858 nucleotides long. RefSeq names its product von Willebrand factor A domain-containing protein 7-like. NCBI's taxonomy places the organism in Eukaryota, Metazoa, Chordata, Actinopteri, Cyprinodontiformes, Poeciliidae. The record is from RefSeq and is a predicted model, not a curated record. The transcript is spliced from 15 exons. Bases 9 to 2789 code for a protein of 926 amino acids.